Molecule: messenger RNA, 621 nt
Organism: Anoplopoma fimbria (sablefish)
Lineage: Eukaryota; Metazoa; Chordata; Actinopteri; Perciformes; Anoplopomatidae
Product: scavenger receptor cysteine-rich type 1 protein M130-like
Exons: 3
Cellular component (GO): membrane
Source: RefSeq, a predicted model, not a curated record
AUGAUGGAGACCAUCACUGACUCUGUCAGGCUGGUGGAUGGGACUAGUCUGUGCUCAGGCAGACUGGAGGUGAAGUCGACCCACUCUAACCAGUUCAACCAGUGGUGGUCCUCAGUGUGUGAAGAUGACUUUGACCAGCAGGAUGCAGAGGUGGUCUGUAGGGAGCUUGGCUGUGGGGCUCCUUCAGUCCUCCAGGGGGCGCUCUAUGGAGAAGUGGAGGCUCCAAUGUGGACCAAAGAGUUCCAGUGUGGAGGCCAAGAGUCUGCUCUCCUGGACUGUAGAAGCUCAGGCUCAGAUAGAAACACCUGCUCACCUGGCAAAGCUGUUGGACUCACCUGCUCAGAACCUGUCAGGUUGGUGGGAGGAGACAGUCGCUGUGCAGGAACACUGGAGGUGAAACAUCAAGGAGACUGGAAACCAGUAGCUAGAUAUGACUGGAACCUGAAGAAAGCAUCUGUUGCCUGUAGAGAUCUGGACUGUGGCUCUGCUGUUUCUGUGGUAGAGAGAGAGGAGUCCUCAGAGAGAUCUGUGUGGAGGAUCGACUCUAACUGUGUUCAGUCUGGAUCUCUUCUGAGGGAGUGUUUAAUAUCAUAUUUCUCUUCCUCCAUCCUGGAUCUCACC